Molecule: messenger RNA, 1490 nt
Organism: Tarenaya hassleriana
Lineage: Eukaryota; Viridiplantae; Streptophyta; Magnoliopsida; Brassicales; Cleomaceae
Exons: 1
Coding region: 95-1366 (423 amino acids)
Molecular function (GO): protein binding
Source: RefSeq, a predicted model, not a curated record
GAGUCUGUGCUCUCUUAUUAAUCAGCAUCAUCUCUCUCUCUCUCUCUAUCUCUCUCUAUCUCUCUCCGACAUUUUCGUUCUGCAAGAAGAGAAGAUGCAGAAUCCGGUGGUUGGGUCUCUCCUCUUCUUCAUCGUGACAUGUCUCGUCUUCACAUCUGUUUCAGGAUCAGAUAUAAACAUCAACGGACCUGACCUCAUCGUCCACAGCACGAACAUCUCCGAUUGCGUCAUCGGAGAAAUCUCCGGCGCCGUCGCCGAGAUUCUCAACUUCGUCGACGAGAGGCUCGCCGUUAUAUAUCCAGCCAUCCAAAAGUUCAAAUCUCUGAUCUCUUCUGAUCCAUUCAACGUGACUGGGACAUGGGUCGGUUCAGACAUAUGCAGUUACCGAGGUUUCUUCUGUGACAACCCUCCCGACAACGGAUCCGCCAUAGCCGUAGCUUCCAUCGAUUUCAAUGGUUUCCAGCUCUCAGCUCCUUCCAUCGAUGGGUUUCUUGAUCAGCUUCCGGAUUUAGCUAUUUUCCACGCCAACACCAACAACUUCGGAGGCGUUGUACCUCCCAAGAUCGCGGAACUCAAGUACCUCUACGAGUUCGACAUCAGCAACAACAGAUUCUCCGGUCCGUUCCCGACGGCGGUUCUCGGUAUGCCCGGUUUAACGUUCUUAGACAUCCGGUUUAACCGGUUUACCGGUUCAGUCCCUCCCCAGAUCUUCACUCAAAACCUAGACGUUCUCUUCAUCAACGACAACGAGUUCACCGCCAACUUGCCGGAAACACUGGGAGAAACUCACAUUCAGUUCUUGACAUUAGCCAACAACAAAUUCAAUGGUCCAAUCCCGAGAGGAAUCCUCAGAGCCAUGUCGACAGUAACCGAAGUUCUGUUCUUGAACAACGAGUUAACCGGCUGUCUGCCCUACGAGCUAGGGUUCUUGAAAGAGGCGAGAGUCCUGGACGUCGGCCAGAACAGAUUAACGGGUCGUUUGCCAAUGUCUCUGACGUGUCUGGAGAAAGCCGAGCAGCUGAAUUUCGCGGGGAAUUUCUUGUUCGGAGCCGUGCCCGAGACAGUGUGCAUGCUACAGAAUCUGGCGAAUUUCUCCUUGUCUGAUAAUUACUUCACGCACGUUGGACCGUUUUGCCGGAUCUUGAUCGAGAGAGGCGUUCUUGAUGUGAGGAACAACUGUAUUCCCUUUCUCCCGAACCAGAGACCGUUCAAGGAAUGUCUAGGCUUCCUUGCAAGACCAAAGUAUUGUUCUCACAUGUGGUUUCACAGUUUUAUUCCUUGUAAAUUCUCUCGCUCGGUUUCUUCUUCUUCUUCUCCCCACUCUUCUUCUCACGUUUUGGCGCCAAAAAUGUCUCCUUCGCCUUAAUUCAGUGCAUUUGAUCAAACAUUUCGUUAGUGGAAAACUUGUUGGCAUGUGUUUUUUGGCUCGAUAUGCAUAUUCUAGAGGGUUCUUUUAAAUGUUGUGACAAAAUAUUACGAGGGCCAUCGAA